Messenger RNA from Vitis riparia (riverbank grape), 2260 nucleotides. RefSeq names its product 3-hydroxy-3-methylglutaryl coenzyme A reductase 2-A-like. Lineage: Eukaryota; Viridiplantae; Streptophyta; Magnoliopsida; Vitales; Vitaceae. Gene Ontology annotation, biological process: isoprenoid biosynthetic process; coenzyme A metabolic process; sterol biosynthetic process. The record is from RefSeq and is a predicted model, not a curated record. Gene Ontology annotation, molecular function: hydroxymethylglutaryl-CoA reductase (NADPH) activity; protein binding. Gene Ontology annotation, cellular component: endoplasmic reticulum membrane; peroxisomal membrane. The coding region runs from base 80 to 1798 and encodes 572 amino acids. The transcript is spliced from 4 exons.
GCCUCCACUUCUCUCUCUCUUCUUUUUCUUCUUUCCAGGGGAUUUAUUUCCAUUUAUUUUUCUCGUUUUUCUUUUGGUGAUGGAAGUUCGCCGGCGACCUCCGAUGAGGUCAGUCCGGCAAUCAUCAACGACCUCGGCAGGCGAACCUCCAGUGAAGCAUCUUAAACCCUCGGAUGCACUGCCACUGCCUCUCUACCUUACAAAUGGGAUAUUCUUCGCCUUGUUUUUCUCCGUGGCCUACUUCCUCCUCCACCGUUGGAGGGAGAAGAUCCGUACGUCAACUCCUCUGCAUGUUCUCACCCUCUCUGAAAUCGCUGCCAUCGUUUCCAUGCUGGCGUCUGUUAUCUAUCUGUUGGGUUUCUUUGGCGUGGACUUCGUCCAAUCUUUGGUCACCCGGCCUUCGGGUGAUGUUUGGGACGCGGAAGACGAGCCCCACGGCGCCAUCCUCGAGGAAGACAGUCGACCCGGGCCUUGCGCGGCAGCCAUUGAUUGUUCUCCGCCUCCGAAGGUGGCGGAUGUUGCUCCUGUGACGGUUUUUUCGUCAGAGGAGGAAGAGGAGAUGAUCAGAUCGGUGGUGGCGGGGUCUGUUCCAUCCUACUUGCUGGAGUCAAAACUGGGUGAUUGUAAGAGAGCGGCAGCGAUCAGAAGGGAGGCCUUGCAGAGGACCACAGGGAGGUCUCUGGCGGGGCUGCCCUUGGAUGGGUUCGACUACGAGUCGAUACUGGGGCAGUGUUGCGAGAUGCCGGUUGGGUACGUGCAGAUUCCGGUGGGGAUAGCGGGGCCGCUGCUGCUGGACGGAAGGGAGUACUGGGUGCCAAUGGCGACGACGGAAGGGUGUCUGGUGGCAAGUACCAACAGGGGGUGUAAGGCCAUUUUCACUUGUGGAGGAGCCAGUUCCAUGGUGUUGAGGGACCGCAUGACCAGGGCUCCCGUUGUCAGGUUUCCCACCGCCAGCAGGGCAGCCGACUUGAAGCUCUUUGUCGAGGACCCUAUCAAUUUCGACACUCUGGCCGUUGUUUUCAACAGGUCAAGCAGAUUUGCAAGGCUGCAAGGCAUCCAUUGCGCCAUUGCAGGGAAGAAUCUGUACAUGAGGUUUGGCUGCAGCACUGGUGAUGCAAUGGGUAUGAACAUGGUCUCCAAAGGAGUCCAAAACGUCCUGGAUUUCCUUCAAACCGAUUUCCCUGACAUGGAUGUCAUCGGCAUCUCCGGAAACUUCUGUUCAGACAAGAAGCCAGCUGCAGUGAACUGGAUUGAAGGGCGUGGGAAGUCGGUUGUAUGCGAGGCAAUAAUUGGGGAUGAGGUUGUGAGGAAGGUGUUGAAGACCAGUGUGGCUGCUCUGGUGGAGCUUAACAUGCUCAAGAACCUUACAGGGUCAGCAGUGGCUGGCGCCCUUGGGGGCUUCAAUGCCCAUGCCAGCAAUAUUGUCUCUGCAGUUUAUAUAGCAACUGGCCAGGAUCCUGCUCAGAAUGUAGAGAGCUCCCACUGCAUCACAAUGAUGGAAGCUGUGAAUGAUGGGAAGGACCUUCAUAUCUCAGUCACCAUGCCUUCCAUUGAGGUGGGUACGGUGGGAGGUGGCACCCAACUGGCAUCUCAGUCAGCUUGCCUGAACCUACUAGGUGUAAAGGGUGCAAGCAAAGAGUCUCCAGGGUCAAACUCAAGGCUCUUGGCCACCAUUGUAGCUGGUUCUGUUCUUGCUGGAGAACUCUCCCUCAUGUCCGCCAUUGCAGCCGGCCAGCUUGUCAAGAGCCACUUGAAAUAUAACAGAUCCAGCAGAGAUGUCUCUAAAAUUGCUUCCUAAAGGGGCAAAAACAAAAAAAAUACCCCACUUUGUUUUUAUACAACAGAAGCUCUUCCCUUGGGUGGGGGCUGUAGGAGGCGGUGGGUUGAGUGCUGAAGACUAGAACAAAGAGAUGGCAUGUGAAGGAAGAAGAAAACAACAAGAUCUGUUGUGUAUUCUUUUUAUGUAAACUGUGAACCAUGUGAUGCCGGGACUGGCUCUCCUUGGUAAAUGUAUAAAAGAAUAAAAAAAGGGAAAAAAGCCUGCUAUAGAGCAAUUGUUGAGGAGAGAAGUUGGCAGUAUCGUGGGUUGUUUUAUCGUGUGUCUCGUAAUGCCUCUUGUUGCAUUAAGGGAUUUUCCAGUAUUUGGUGUCUUUCGUGUGCCAGUGCAUCUGUACUGUAGUGUUCAUGUGCAGUGUCAUUAGCUUGUAUUUUAGGAAGAAGCCAUCUCAUAUUAAAAAGGGGAUUUUAGAUCCUGUUUAAA